AUGGCGAGAUCAGACGCGACUUGUUGUCUCUCUACUGUGCGUGACUGGGAGUCUCCAGAUUACGAGCCAGCACUUGCUGUUUCAGAGAAAUCCAAUCCCCUGACGCGUGACAUUGACCGAGCUUCAGCCAGCGGUGUUGUGAGGAUGUUACAGGCCUGUGACGCCCAAAUGUUCCAAGAAGAGACAGAGGAAACCUACCAGAGGCUUUUCAGUGACCAAGUGGUGAAAACGGUGAUGGAGGUGGCACAGAGGGCGGAGCUCCUCCUCCAGGAUCCUCGGGGCAGCCUCGUUGUGCUGAGUGGAUGUGGGACUUCUGGUCGACUGGCUUUUCUCAUGGCGUCAGGCUUCAACAGAGAGCUUAAGAGGCUGAACCAGAGUUCGGUCUAUUCCUACAUCAUCGCAGGAGGAGACAGGUGCUCGGCAAGCUGUUAUAUGUAUAAUCGAAAUGAUCCCCUGCAGGUGUGUGAGGGAAAGAAGCGAGUCUUGUUCAUCGGCAUUUCCUGUGGAUUAUCAGCUCCAUUUGUGGCAGGUCAGCUGGAUUUCUGCCUGCAGCACCCAGAGAUCUACACUCCUGUGCUGCUUGGCUUCAACCCUGUGCAUCAAGCCAAGGAUGAACCCAUACCUGGCUGCACAUUCACAUUUCGCAGUGUGGUUGAAAGGAUGCAGGAUUUAGUCAAAACUCAAGAGGCCUUCCUCGUCAACCCGGCAGUUGGGCCAGAAGCCAUCAGUGGCUCUUCCAGGAUGAAGGGUGGCAGCGCUACUAAGAUUGUCCUGGACGUCAUCUUGUCUGCUGCUCAUGCUGCGACCUUCACAAACACGCCCAUCACACACAAGGGAAUCGUGCAGCACAUGAGAGAAUAUGAAAGAACUCUGGAUGUGACAUACGCUCAGAGCGAGGGGAUGAGUGCUCUGGUGGAAGCAGCUGGACACAGUUUGCGAUGUGGAGGGCGUGUGUGUUACCUGGGCUGGGGCUCCCUGGCUGUGCUGGGCCUCAUUGAUGCCAGUGAGUGUAUCCCCACAUUCGGAGCAGACUUUGAAGAUAUCCGCGGCUUCGUGAGUGGAGGAUACAGGCAGCUGCACAAUAAUGAAGGUCCCUUAACGUCACUGGGUCGUCAGUUCUGCAUCUCACAUGAGGAUUUUCAAAGUUUGGUUCUGCCUCACCUCAGCGACCAGGACACUGUUCUUCUCCUCUACACACACUCUGACGAUGUCGCCGACGUGGUGAAAGUGGCAGGAACGGUGAGAGGAAGGACGUCCAACCUCCACGCUGUUUAUCAUCAGACUGAUGGAGACACUGCUGCUGCUGGACAACAAGAUCACAUCAAUAAGCUGUGUUCAUCGACUCUGAAAAUCACUUGGCCGUCAUCUGCCUCUGCCAGCUUAGUUCACAUGUGGGAGCUGUCCACUAAGCUGGUGCUGAACGCUGUGAGCACUGGAGCUCACAUCUUAAAGGGGAAGAUUUACCAGAACUACAUGAUUGACGUGCAGGUCACCAACAGCAAACUGUACCGCAGAGCCACGCGUUUACUCCAGAAACUGUCUGGUCGUCCUGAGUCCCAUUGUGAGGAAUUCCUCUUGAAGGCGAUCUACCGAGCUGACGAGCUGACAGUGGACAUCACAUCGUCUGACAUCACCACUCGAACACACGCUGCCAGAGACAGAACCACGGUAGUCCCCCUGGCUUUGGUCUGCCUGCUGACUGGCUGCUCUGUCUUGGAGGCCGAGUCUCGUUUGGAACAGCAGCCAAUCAUAAGGGAAGCGGUGGAGGCGUGUCUCGCAUGAUUGACAUCGUCCUCACACACAUACAGUACAUUCACUUGUUGAGCAAAUCCUCUAUUCCCACUGUACAGAAGGUCAGAGGUCAACUUUAAUGUCUCAGAUACUCAGAUCUGCUGCAACAGUUUGAAUCCCAUCGCCUCCUAAAUGUAAAACCAUGAUAUAACACUAAGGGGCAGAGUUGCACACUUUAACCUGCAUAACCAGUACACAAAGUACUGCUAGUUUGUAGUGUACUUACAACAGAGAGUGUGGAAAUUCAUCAGAGUAUACGGUGCAUGCAGUAAAAUUGGGAAAUUACAGUAAUACCGUAAAUAAGUAUCUGUAUGUUCUUCUGAUUACUUCAACUACUGGAUGAUGAUACU
Molecule: messenger RNA, 2141 nt
Organism: Paralichthys olivaceus (Japanese flounder)
Lineage: Eukaryota; Metazoa; Chordata; Actinopteri; Pleuronectiformes; Paralichthyidae
Source: RefSeq, a predicted model, not a curated record